Phycodurus eques (leafy seadragon) is the source of this 10421-nucleotide messenger RNA. It is a transcript of the gene ankrd28a, whose product is annotated as serine/threonine-protein phosphatase 6 regulatory ankyrin repeat subunit A. The record is from RefSeq and is a predicted model, not a curated record. NCBI's taxonomy places the organism in Eukaryota, Metazoa, Chordata, Actinopteri, Syngnathiformes, Syngnathidae. The transcript has 33 exons. Bases 3914 to 7087 code for a protein of 1057 amino acids. Gene Ontology annotation, cellular component: cytoplasm. Gene Ontology annotation, molecular function: protein binding.
AGCAAUGUUUACCAAACUUUACUGAUCCAAGGAAAACAUUGUACAUUAGAAGAAGUUGCUUGUAUACUGAACUACAUGGAUUUAUUAUGUAGUUUAUGCCAUCUAGUGGAAGAGCAUUUCAUUGUUGUUCUUGUUGCUAUAUACCAGUGAUUUCCAACCUUUAUGGAGCCAAGGCACAUAUUUUACAACUUAAAAAUCUCACAGCACACCAACAAACAAAAAUGUCACAAAAAGUGGAUACAUUAAUUACUGUAUCUACUUCCUGCCAUCUAAUAGAAAAGCAUUUAUUUGUUCUGUCUGUCACUAUGCCUCACUGGCAUAAAUAGAUGAACAAAGAUAGACAUUAUUUCUUGUAAAUAAAUAAUAUUUUUAGCAAUUACAUAAAAUUAUAUAAUUUCCCAUGGCACACCUGAAGAGCGCUCACGGCACACUGUGCCCCGCCCGGCGCACUGGUUGAGAAUCACUGCUAUAUAACAUUGGCAUUCACAGAUGAACAAAGUGGGGCUGAAACGGUUUAAAGUUUGGGAUCAUUUCACACUUCAAAAUAGAAUGUUAACAUCAACACAAAGUUACAUACCGAUUUUACAUUUAUACACAAAUUUAUCAGAAUCAUCUUUAUUUGCCAAGUAUGUCCAAAAAACACACAAGGAAUUUGUCUCCGGUAGUUGGAGCCGCUCUAGUACGACAACAGACAGUCAAUUGACAGAGAACACUUUUGAGACAUAAAGACAUUGACAAAAAAAAAAAAAAGUCACUGAGCAGUAAAGGGUUGCUAGUUAUCUGGUAAUGCCGGUACAUUUUUUUACCUUUUUUUGACAAUUGUGCAAAAGGAUGCAGAGUCCUCUAGCACUGAGAGCAGUUCGAAUGACUAAUAUUGCAAUAGUCCGGUGCAAUGACCAUUGUGCAAAGGGCGCCGAGACUUCAAGGAGUGUAUGCGCUUUGAAGUGACAAUUAGUGUGAUAAUCUGGGACAAUGUUGGUUGUGCAAAUGUUGCAGAUACUCCUCAAUCAGUGUGCAAGUGGGGCAGAUGCUACUCUGGCAUGAGUGGCCAGUAUUGGUCAACAACAGAUAUGCAAAUAGUGCAGCGUGGCGAGACAACUACAGUGAGUGCACGAGUAAUGUAUAAUUGGCCCCACGGAAAUGUGACAACGAACUCAAGUCAAAAAAUUGCCAGCAUGUUGUAAUGGAGGCGGCACGGUGGACGACUGGUUAGAGCGUCAGCCUCACAGUUCUGAGGUGCUGGGUUCAAUCCCCGUCCCCGCCUGUGUGGAGUUUGCAUGUUCUCCCCGUGCCUGCGUGGGUUUUCUCCGGGCACUCCGGUUUCCUCCCACAUCCCAAAAACAUGCAUUAAUUGGAGACUCUAAAUUGCCCGUAGGCAUGAGUCUGAGUGCGAAUGGUUGUUUGUUUGAAUGUGCCCUGCGAUUGGCUGGCAACCAGUUCAGGGUGUACCCCGCCUCCUGCCCGAUGACAGCUGGGAUAGGCUCCAGCACUCCCGCGACCCUAGUGAGGAGAAGCGGCUCAGAAAAUGGAUGGACGGAUGUUGUAAUGGAAUUGUAGGUUAGGUGUUUAAGAAGUUGAUCGCAAGAGGGAAGAAGCUGUUGGAAUGUCUGCUAGUUCUAGUUUGCAUCGCUCCUUAAUCAAAAAACUGACGCCUAGUGACUUGAAACGCAGGCUGGCUAACAUUAUGGUUAGCAAGUUGACAGCCAGUCGGUAACCUGAGCAAACAAUAGCCACUCUCGCUCGGUGACUCCCACGUCACUCACCAGGCCAGGUACUGCUUUCUAAAGCCAUUAUACUACACUGUAGAAUGUGAGUAUGGUGACCCGAAGUGGACUAAAAUAUCUGCACCUCACAUGCAAAUUUGUUGUUUCUGUUGCAAAAUAAAAUGUAUCUGAGUAAUUGACGAGGUAAUGGGUAGAAUACUUCAAAAAAUAUUUGUUAGCUGGUGCCCUUAGGACAAAGAGAUUAUUUGUAGUCAUUAUUAUUUGUGUAUAUUAAGUGAAAUUGGAUAUUUUAUUCAUGGUAUAAUGUCACAUUACAUAACGGAAUAAUUUUUGGAAAACAAAUUCAAAUUCAACUAUAGUUUAAUACUGUACAGCAUGAUGAAAGCUAUUCCUCUGCUUCCCUCUUUAGAAAGAGAUCUGCCCUUCAGCUUUGUUUCUGAAAAGGAUGUUGCAUCCACUUCUGAUGUCUGGUGCCAGAAGGCGUUUGUCUUCCGAGAUCAGGAUGGUCAAAAGUUCUCAAUACGUCCAGUUAAAACUGAACAGGCCCAUCACAGUGGAGAACAAGGUUUGGGGGUAUACGGGGGCCAAGACUCUGCCUUAAAUAUUCUCUGUGUGGACAGGUCUACCCAACAAUACAAUGAAUUAGAAAUCCCAUCUUCAGGUUUGAAAGCACUCAGGUCAAGGAAAAAGCAACUUGGCAAGAAACCUUUGAGUUUAAAUGGAAAACGGAAACCUGCCAUUCAGAAUGACACAGGAGCGUAUACCUGUCAAGUAUGUGGAAAGACUUUCCAUUACAUCUACACUCUAAAAUCCCACGUGUGGACUCAUUUGAGAAAUGGGUCCCUUUGUGGGAUUUGUGGGAAACUGGAAACAAAUGACACAGAGAGUUUACUGCGACAUCUGGAGAGCCACAUGGUGAGGAAGAAAUGUGGAUUGUGUGGCAAGCAAUUUUCUAGUGCGGCCCAGUUGAAAAAUCAUUGGAGAGUUCACAGAGGAAACCCUCCAAAUCUCAUGUCAUUAUCUUAGAACCCCUUUUACCGCUUGCAUUCAUGAGGGUCGUGGGUGAGGGGCAGGGCACAAAUAGACAAGCAACCAUUCACAAUCACGCCAAUGAGCAAUCCGAGUCUUCGUUGAACCUAACAUACAUGUUUUUGGAAUAGAGGAGAAAGCCAGAGUACCUGGAGAAAACCUACACGAUCACAGGGAGAACAUGCAAACUCCACGCAGGAAGGCCAGAGCUGAAAUCAAACCCUGAACCUCAGAACUUUGAGACAGAUGUGCUAAACACUGCACUGUGCGACCACAUCUAAGAACCCAUUAAUUAGAUUUUCAUUUUAUGUAUAUUGUGGAUUAAUAAAUGAAGUUGUAAAUUAGUCGUAUUUUUUAAUAUUGUGACAAAUGAUACAAAUCAGCUUCCUCAGUGUGUGUUUACGCUCAAGUGUUGGGAAAUUAGUGUAGUUUUUAUUUCUUUUGGUUUAAAUGGUUACAUUCUGUUCACUUUGGUUUGAAAUGUAACAGUAAAGAGCAAUUUGAAAAAAAAUAUUUUUAAAUCACGUAUCACUUAACAUUUUGACUUAUUAAAUGUUUUUUCUUAUUAAUAAAUGUGGCUACCAUGAUGAGUUUCUACCAGGGGUGGGUAAAAUUGUGUUCAGGGCCAUCAUUUUAUUUUUAAAUAGACGGAAGGGCCAGGACACUCUUAGAUGAGGUUUAUACAUUUUCUUUUGUGUAUGAAAAUAUUUUUGAUAAUUGCUUUUAAUUGCAUUUAUAAUUCUUGUAAUUAUAAUUAACCAAUUAUUAAAUAAGUGGAAGAUAAUUAAUUUUUGAAUUUACUGAUCGUAUUUACAAAAUGUCAGUUCACCAAUUAUUUAAAAGAAAUAAUGUAAUAAAAACAUUUUUAUAACCAAUUGGGGAAAAGUCCUCGACGCGACGAACAUAUAAGUAGUUACAAUUUUGUGGGCCUCGUACAUGCUUGCGUCUGUUGUGAAUUUACACGUUUGAAAUAUUAAAAAUAAACGCAGAAAAUGUCCAGGUUAUGUUUCGUGCCGUGGACUGGUCUUUCCGUGGCAGGAAGGAAGUUUUUUUUGGGAGGAGGCGGGGGUCUCCGUGUUCAUUCAGUAUUCUCCCCCCCCGGUUAGUCCUGAGCAGUUACCGGGCAGAUUUACUACCUCCCUUUCCUUAAACUGGGGAUUAUGGCUGUGAUGAAGCUACAAGAGCAGCCAUCCUUGCUCAGAGCCAUCUUCAAUGAGGAUCCAGAGGAAGUUCGGGCCCUCAUAUUCAAGAAAGAGGAUGUCAAUAUUCAGGAUACUGAAAAGCGGACACCACUACAUGCUGCAGCCUACCUGGGUGGCACUGAGAUCAUUGAGCUGCUCAUUCUCUCAGGAGCCAGAGUUAAUGCCAAAGAUAACAAGUGGUUGACUCCUCUUCACCGUGCUGUGGGUUGGUGCAGUGAGGAUGCCGUGGCUGUGUUGCUGAAGCACAGCGCCGAUGUCAAUGCCAGGGACAAGAACUGGCAGACGCCACUCCAUGUUGCGGCGAGUAACAAGGCUGUGCGCUGUGCUGAGGCACUGGUCCCGCUGCUUAGCAAUGUCAAUGUGUCUGACCGGGCAGGACGCACUGCUCUGCACCACGCUGCCUUCAGUGGAGACACAGAGAUGGUGAAGUUGCUACUGUCCAGAGGGGCUAACAUCAAUGCGUUUGACAAGAAGGAUAGGAGGGCCAUCCAUUGGGCUGCCUACAUGGGUCACCUGGAGGUAGUUAAGUUACUGGUGAGCAGUGGAGCAGAGGUGGACUGUAAGGACAAGAAGGCUUACACCCCGCUGCAUGCAGCUGCCUCCAGCGGGAAGAGUAGUACUGUACACUACCUGCUGGGCCUAGGGGUCCAGGUGAAUGUGGUCAAUGCCUAUGGUAACACACCACUCCAUUUGGCGUGUUAUAAUGGGCAGGAUGUGCUGGUCAGUGAGCUCAUCAAGGCUGGGACUAGUGUCAACCAGGUCAAUGAGAGGGGGUUCUCUGCCCUCCACUUUGCCUCCUCCUCACGCCAAGGGGUGCUGUGCCAAGAGCUGUUGGCCCAUGGAGCACACAUAAACAUGCGGAGUAAGGAUGGAAAGACUCCCCUCCAUAUGGCAGCUACCCAUGGCAGGUUCUCCUGCUCUCAGGCCCUCAUUCAAAAUGGAGCUGAGAUUGAUUGUGCGGACAGGGACAGAAACGCUGCCCUUCACAUUGCCGCACGCUAUGGCCAUGAGCUCAUCAUCAAAGCUCUCGUCAAACACAGAGCCUCCAUUUCCAAGAGAGGUAUUCACGGGAUGUUCCCGCUGCACCUGGCAGCUCUCACAGGCUUCCCUGAUUGCUGCAGGAAGCUGCUGUCCUCGGGAUUUGACAUUGACACGCCCGAUGAUUACGGAAGGACCUGUCUACAUGCUGCUGCAGCUGGAGGGAACCUGGAGUGCCUGAAUUUGCUGCUUAACAUAGGAGCAGACUUUAACAAAAAAGACAACUAUGGAAGGACUCCACUUCAUUAUGCAUCAGCCAACUGUAAUUACCACUGUGUGUUUGCCCUGGUGGGCUCCGGGGCUAGCGUCAAUGAGCUAGACCAGAGAGGCUGCGGCCCUCUGCACUACGCUGCUGCAGCUGACAGUGAUGGAAAAUGUGUGGAGUACCUUUUGAGGAACAAUGCUGAGCCAGGAGUAAGGGACCAACAGGGGUACAGUGCAGUCCACUAUGCCUCAGCCUAUGGCCGCACGCUCUCUCUGGAGCUGAUGGCAAGUAAAACUCCUCUUGACGUGUUUAUUGAGUCAUCAGGAACAGACUUCCCUAGUAACUCUGAGUGCUAUGGGCAGAUCAGCCCACUUCACUUGGCGGCUUAUCAUGGACACUGCGGAGCCUUAGAAGUCCUCUUGACCUCCCUGCCGGAUGUGGAUGUCCGUAACCACCAAGGCUGCACGCCUCUCAGCCUGGCCUGCUCCAGAGGCCACCAGGAGUGUGUCUCGCUCCUGCUUCACCGCGGCGCCUCGCCCAUGACCUGUGACCACUCACACAAAAUGACCACUCUCCAUGCUGCAGUUACAAAUGGCCACUCAGGGUGCCUGCGUCUCCUCAUGAGCAACAAUGACCAGCACAUCAAUUUGGAUGCACUAGAUGUCAACAAGCAAACCCCGUUGAUGUUGGCUGUGCUGAAUGGACACACUGAGUGUGUGUAUUCGCUGCUAAGUCAAGGAGCCAGCGUCCAGGUUCAAGACUGCUGGGGCAGGACGGCCCUCCAUCGAGGGGCGGUGACAGGCCAGGAGGAGUGUGUGGAGGCUCUCCUUCAGCGAGGGGCCAGCGCAUGUGUGAAGGACAUUCGCGGUCUCUCCCCUCUUCACUUGGCGGCCGCCUGUGGUCGUGUGGGCGUCCUCGGCGCUAUGCUACAGGCGCCUGGCACUUCUAAUGGUCUCUCGCAACUCACUGACAACAAAGGCUACACACCGCUGCAUUGGGCCUGCUACAGCGGAUGUGAUGCUUGUGUUGAGUUGCUGUUAGAGCAGGAAGUCUUCAGAAAGAUAAAAGGCAACACAUUCAGCCCAUUGCACUGUGCAGUUAUGAAUGACAACGAAGGAGUGGCAGAGAUGUUAAUCGACUCCCUCGGCGCAAACAUCAUCAACUUCACCGACUCCAAGGGCAGGUCCCCGCUUCACGCCGCCGCUUUCGCAGACAGAGUCGAAUGUAUUUCCCUGCUCCUCAGUCACGGAGCUCAUGCCAACAUUGCUGACACGCACACGCGAAGGACGCCGCUGAUGAUGGCAGCUCUCAAUGGGCAAACGAACGCCGUGGAGGUGAUGGUUAGCAGCAACAAAGCAGACUUCACUCUGCAGGACACCGACAGGAACACAGCCUUACACUUGGCUUGUAGCAAGGGUCAUGAGACGUGUGCCUUGUUGAUCCUGGAUAAAAUAAGAGAUAAAAAUCUCAUCAACUGCACCAACGCCUCUCUGCGCACGCCGCUCCACGUUGCAGCCAAGAAUGGUUUAACAGUGGUCGUCCAGGAACUGCUGGGAAAGGGAGCAAGCGUGCAAGCGGUGGAUGAGAAUGGAUACACACCUGCUCUGGCCUGCGCCCCCACCCGCGAUGUUGCCGACUGCUUGGCGCUCAUCCUCAACUCCAUGAUGCCUGCCUCCCCCAUGGUCACCAUAGCAACUCUGCCUCCAUUUUCUCUUCCUCACACUGUUAUCAAUCAUCACCCUGUGUCCAAUCACGUCGCAAAGGGCAUGGCCUUUGAAACCAUGCCACCUCUGAGGCUGGACCGCGCGUCGUACUGCAGACCCGAGCGCCCUCUGUCCUGUAUCACUACUGACGAAGAACUGAACGACUCAGAUUCCGAGACCUACUGAGGACUGCUACCCCCCAACCCUGGUGUUGAAGGCCAGUGUGUUACUCAGGAGCCUUAACAGAUCACUGACAACUAGAAAACACAAAAGAGGGGGAAAAUAAAACUACAGUGUAGAUCUUUUUGAUAAACCUUUAAAUAAUGCAAUGCUUAUUCUCUCAAAAAUACAGUACACUACAUUUCUUUGAGACACCCUCUCUCAUAGCCAGUGGCGGGCCGUGCAUUUGGUACUUGGUCCUUUAGUGGGGACUUACCUGAUUUAAUCCACCCCUUAGUACCGCCACUUUCACAUCGCUAUUAUGGAAACCUUCAAUACUAUACAAGAUGUUUUUGUGAAGGGAAGCUCAGAGGACUAAGGAACCAAAAACUUGGAUAUUCUAAAUGGGACCCGGUAGACAGUGAUCGUGAUGAACCACUAGGAGGUUCUUAAUGAACCCUUGUAUGAACAGAGGAACAAGAAUACCUGAAACAGGGAGUGGAUGGAACCUCUUUUUAUGAAGGAUUGGUGUGGAAUCAGCAGCCCAACUACUUGAUGUUUGAGAUGUAACGGCUCACCAGCACUGACGGGUACACAUAUUUGCUCCCAAACCCUCCCUCCAGAACAAAGUCUAAUUUAGUCUCCGCCUCUUCGACUUCCUGUCCACAGGAGCUGGCUUCGGAACCUGCGCAACGGACCACUGCACACACCUUUGUAGUAUACCUGCACAGCAUAACGUCCGUUGACCCUGUGUGUUCCGGCAAAAGCUCCCAGUGCGUAGAGCUCAUCACUUUUGCUCUGCGGAGAACGCUGGAACUGCAAGCGGCAACAGAAAGCGCCGUCGCACACCAUAAGGUUGCCUUCUGUGCCGUUAAGCAAGGCAAAUUUGAAUGGAUCAUACAUCAUGGUGGAGGUGAAUGUGGAAGAGGGCAGUGGAGCGUCAUCAUGGUGACAGUAUCCUGAAUCUGUGGCAGUCUCUUUGACUCUGCCAUAUUCUGCGGCCACGCCCAACACGGGGAUCCUGGCCACCAGCAGGCGGCCCUCCUCGGGGUCUCCGGUCUGCGCGUGGUGGUAGGUGGCCGCAAAAGGAGUGUAGAUACCACUUCCUGUCAUGAUGAGUCGGUCGCUGCGAAUGUUGGCGGCGAGCAGCGUCACGUCGGCGCCCAGGCUGAACGCCCGCUGGAACUGGAUGGUGUCCAGGAGGGGCAGCUGGUUCAUCCAAGCCGUGGGGAAGAUCAGCUGACGCACACCCUGGAAGAUGAAGUCAAACGACUACUUCGGGCCAAAAUCAGGGUGACCUUGGGCUCGUAGAAGAGGAUGUCAAAGCAGGUGAUAAGACCAAACCUCCCAGCAAAGGGGGUCUCAAAACUGAUGAUCUCUGGCUGUGGCGGAGUGUCAAAUGCUUCCUCAAAAUAAAGAUUCUGCUUAUGGUAGCGUGCCACCAACAGUCCAUCGGACCUGCGUGAGGACAUUUUGUAGUCUCGACCACGUGCAUUUUGAAAAGGAUUGUAGAUGCUUUGCACCUGAAAACCACGUUGGCGUUGAACUGCCAGCGUCCGUCUGUGGGACAAGAAGAGGUGGGUUCUGUCUUCAGGGGGCAGGGCUGCACGUCGGCCAUGUUGGCCACCACGUAAAGGUUGUGGCGGCGAGCCAUGCAGCUCAACUGCUGCUGAACCUGGGAAGCACACAGCAGGCGUUAAAGGGAACGCCAAGCAAAGACAUUUACGGAAUGGUCUCCAAGUAGCCAGAAAUGGACAAACGGCUGAAGUUGAAACCCUGAAGACCAUCUUCUGGAAACACUACGAUUUGGGCACCCUGAUACACAAGGUUAGUGCAGUAAUUGUCGUACCUAAACUUCUAUUCAUAUUACUGCUCUAGUUCUUUAUUAUAACUUCUUAGUGAAAUAGUAUCGUAUCAUUAUGGCCAUUAAUUCAAUUGAAAAUUGUAAAAACAAAACAAAAAAACAAAAAGUCAUUUGAGGUGUCUAUGGUCCACACUGAGAAUCAUCCUUAGUAAAAGAUUAACUUUUAAAUGUCAGCAGAAAAUGUCAGUAAACACGAACGUGACAUAUGACGUUUCGAGGUCCUGAACGGCGAGUAAUGAACUAGUUAAGCCAUCACUCGGCUCAGUCACCGUAUUCCUUACGACCACUAAGUUAAUGUGUUAAAAAAGAAGGAAUAGAAAUAACUUUACCUAAGUAGAAUGAGUACAACAUUCUUCUCUUAUUGUUGUUGUUGCUACUGUUAUUAUUAUAUAUCUGGUUGUCUGUGUGAUAUGCAAAUCAAAAUAUACAGCAGAAUGCGAGUUGCAGUUCUUCUUGGGGAAUUAUAAAGAGUAUUUUUUUGUAAAAAUAAUACUUUAAAGUUGCAAUACCUGGCGGGCAGCCAGGGCCGCUUGCUCCUCGUAUACGGCAAGAUUUUUGCGCAUGUGUUGGAGGGCAUCCAGCCGAGAAAGUGGGAUAUGGGGGUCCGGAUUCAGGAUCACGCGGUGUUCGUAUACAGCGGCGACAUAUGUGGAGUCCCAAGAUGCCACCUCGGCUUGACCAAAGCCGAACGUGGACGCCCAAGCGACCAAAAAAGCAACAUACAGCAACAUGCUAACGGUUUGCGUUGCUCAUUGAAUUAACACUGACAUCGAGUAGUGCAGCCGAGAGGUCAGAAGUCCUCUCGGGAAUUACAGUUAAUGUAUAAAGUUGUGCGGGCGAAAACGUACAACCAUUUUACGUUUAGUGUCAACAACAAAAACAUAUUUUGAAAAGGUCAUAGAGGAAAGACGCCUAACUUAACCCGGAAGUAUAAUGUACUUCGAGUCGUUCUGUUUUUAGCAACUUUUUCACCAAAAAGCCACAUAGAAGCAAAUGUAGCUAAUUUUAAACACGUUAGAAAACUCAAACACUAAAACGCACGCACUUUCCCUUAAAAAGAAACAUUUUUACUGCCCGCUUAGUUGCAAAAGCUCCUUGUAAGUUGCUAAAUGUACUUGAUACGUUUAAACAGAAAUACGGAUACGAACAUAAAGAAUAAAUAUGAACAAAUCUAACGUGUUGUUUUCUACUAUUUUUACAAGUAAAAAUGUGAUGAGAAACAUAGUAAUCCAAUGGUCAUUGCGCCGUGACGUCAUCACGCAACGGCGACGUCUCCGUCAUUUAGCAACUUUAGCAACAAAUAGACCCACCUGAGAAUGAGUUAGAAUUGGAACAAAUGUGCCUCGUCGAAAAACAUGAGACAAGUGGAAUAUAUAUUCCAUACGUGUUCUUGCUGCGUGUUGUACACUCCGCGCAGCCUUUAAGCAGCUGUCGUUUACGCUAUUAGACGUUUCCGCGCGCCUUAGCUGUUAGCUUUAGCACAGAUACCGCAGCAAG